Messenger RNA from Phoenix dactylifera (date palm), 1237 nucleotides. Its product is annotated as xyloglucan endotransglucosylase protein 7-like. The record is from RefSeq and is a predicted model, not a curated record. Lineage: Eukaryota; Viridiplantae; Streptophyta; Magnoliopsida; Arecales; Arecaceae. Gene Ontology annotation, cellular component: apoplast; cell wall. Gene Ontology annotation, biological process: cell wall biogenesis; xyloglucan metabolic process. Gene Ontology annotation, molecular function: hydrolase activity, hydrolyzing O-glycosyl compounds; xyloglucan:xyloglucosyl transferase activity.
GCACCCCCUGCCGUCUUCCUCACUACACCAACCAAACUCCCAUCUUUCCUCAAUACUCCUACUUGAUCCCGUGUCAACCAGUCCCAAGCACCAUGGCCUUCGUUUUCCUCCUCCUCCUAGCUUGCUCUCUGAUGACCGCUGCCUCCGCUGGUAACUUGGACCAAAACUUCCAACUCACCUGGGGCGAUGGGCGUGCAAAGAUCCUCGAAAACGGGCAGCUCCUCACCCUCUCCCUCGACAAAGCCUCUGGCUCCGGCUUCCAGUCCAAGAACGAGUAUCUCUUCGGCAAGAUCGACAUGCAGCUGAAACUAGUCCCUGGGAACUCCGCCGGCACCGUCACCGCCUACUACCUAUCAUCACAAGGACCGACCCAUGAUGAGAUCGACUUCGAGUUCCUCGGGAACCUCAGCGGAGACCCUUACACGCUCCACACCAACGUUUUCGCCCAGGGGAAGGGGAACAAAGAGAUGCAGUUCCAUCUCUGGUUUGAUCCCACCAAGGACUUCCACACCUACUCCAUCCUCUGGAACCCCCGACAUAUCAUCUUCAUGGUUGAUGGCAUGCCAAUCAGAGACUUCAAGAACAUGGAGUCCAAGGGUGUUGCGUUUCCGAAGAACCAACCCAUGAGGAUCUACUCCAGCCUCUGGAAUGCCGAUGACUGGGCGACGCAGGGCGGACGCAUCAAGACCGACUGGGCGAAGGCCCCCUUCACCGCCUCGUACAGGAAUUUCAACGCUGAUGCCUGCGUCUGGUCCUCUGGUGCCUCCAACUGCCCUUCGAAGAAAUCUAACAGUGCUGGCUGGUGGAACCAGGAGCUGGACUCCACAAGCCAUCAGAGGAUGAGGUGGGUGCAGAAGAACUACAUGAUCUACAACUACUGCACCGAUCAGAAGCGAUUCCCCCAGGGCCUGCCUCCAGAGUGCUCCAUAGCCUGAAGAGAACAGAGAUCGCAGAACAUGGAAACAAAUUCUUUUAUUCGUUAGUUCUUGUGUAGGAUACUAGGACGGAUUCCUUAUCAUCAUUCAUGUUAAUGGACACGGAACACUAUAUAUGUUGUUAUAUUCUCCAUGCCAAAUGAUACCAUGCAUAUAUUAAGAGAAGCACGUACGGGGGUGAGUUUUCUCUAGCCGUUCAGCUGAACUAACUUGCCUUCAGACGAAUGCAUGUUCUUCGCUCAUGUAUUAUAUUCUGAGUAUAUGCGAUGCAAGUAUGGUAAUACAUAACCUGAUUUCAGAAA